AUGCUAGUUGAAUUAAUUAUUAAUCAUGUAAUAACAAAGAAAUUAUCAAUGUCUGUGAAUCUUUCAGAAAAUAUUGCUACUCAAGUAGAGAAUUUGUUUCCUACAGAAGUCAAGGAUACAUAUUUUAUGAGAGGCGGAUUAAAUAAAAAUCCAAAAGGAAAGAUAUAUGCCAAAUUGUAUAACUCCAUGAGGUUACUUAAAACUAGUGGUUUAGUUAUCGACAAUAAAGUAACUGCAGUAGACACAAAUACUCAUAGACAAUUUGAGCCCGAAUGUGAUAUCCAACAUAUUUUGGAUCCAAUAUUUUAUGACUCUGAUAUAACAUUUCCUGAGUUACUAACUUUAUGGAGUGCUACAACAAAGUUCAGAGUAGAUGAUAUUCAAAAAGCAUCUUCAACUGAUGAAAUAACCAAAAAAUGGAAGAACUAUUUAGUGCCACUUGGAUAUAAAUUAAUUGAAAUUGAUUUCAAUACAUUGUACCCAAAUUGUAAUUUAGUUUCAUAA
Macrosiphum euphorbiae (potato aphid) is the source of this 504-nucleotide messenger RNA. The record is from the annotation of a GenBank genome assembly. Lineage: Eukaryota; Metazoa; Arthropoda; Insecta; Hemiptera; Aphididae.